AUGAGUGGCGAGUGUGGAUGUAGCGAGUCUGCAGUUAGCGAGUCUGCAUUAGCUGGUGCAUUGGUGGUGCAGCACGUGCAUCUUGCGAGCAGUGACAAAGGAAUUGGUGGUGCAGAAGGGGAGGAGGAGGAGGAGGAGGAGGAGGAGGAGGAGGAGGAGGAGGAGGAGGAGGAGGAGGAGGAGGAGGAGGAGGAGGAGGAGGAGGAGGAGGAGGAGGAGGAAGAGGAGGAGGAGGAGGAGGAGGAGGAGGAGGAGGAGGAGGAGGAGGAGGAGGAGGAGGAGGAGGAGGAGGAGGAGGAGGAGGAGGAGGAGGAGGAGGAGGAGGAGGAGGAGGCCACUGGGUAUGGAGUUGCAGGAAGGAGGGAAUGCACAUGGGCCCUCUUUGGGCUGCUACAGCAGCUGCCCAUGAACAGUAGCACGUGCUGCUACAGCCAGGUACCCGACGACUCAUGCGGCUUCAGUGGCUCCAAACUGUCCACGUCAGCGCAGGUGAAUGGGUCACGUGAGUCCAAUGCCAGCUUCUCCAAGCACUACACAUCAGAAUAUCUUCCACGAGGGUAUAACGCCUGGAAUGUAGUCAUCCCCCACCGCCACGUUAUCCCAAACGAAUGUUGA
Closterium sp. Yama58-4 is the source of this 615-nucleotide messenger RNA. The record is from the annotation of a GenBank genome assembly. Lineage: Eukaryota; Viridiplantae; Streptophyta; Zygnematophyceae; Desmidiales; Closteriaceae.